AUGCACCGGCCUUCGAAUUCUGUCAUCGGGUUCUCAUCCGAUGCCCCGCCAUCUCAGACUGAUGUGUUUCCCUCUCUUAGCGAAACAACAUUCUCACGCAGAUGUGAUGAGGCAAAGCCAAAUUGUCAGGAAUGUAUCACGCGAGGAUACGCAUGCCCCGGUUACCAAAAGCAGAGCUUGCAGUGGCGAUAUGUUUUCAAAGGCAGCGAAGAGCCCAGUAAGCCAGCACCACCGAUCGAGUCCCCCGCAACGGUUGCGACCGAAAUUUCCGAAGUGAACAAUCCAACACAGGAGGAAAAAGACAAUCUUCAAAAUGAAACACAGAAUAUCUGGGAUACGACAGCCUUUUCAAACCUCUUUGACCAGUUGCCGGAUUUUGAUGAGCCAACAGAUGCCUGGUUCUACAUCGAGCCGGGAUCUAAUGGUACAGCUUUCGCGAAGCCUGAUUCCGAGCUGGAUGGGUUGUCGAUUUUGCGUCAACGACUGGCCAACACCUCCGUCCCCUCCUUUCUCAUCCAACUGCCAGUGAUGUUGGUGCAAUAUUACUUUCAUACGGUUUGUAACCAAUGGUCAUCUUUUGACUGUCCCCUCAAUCCUUUCCGAACUAUUGUCAGCCGGCUCUGGAGUCGAAAUGCGGCGAUUUACUUUGCUAUCCAGAGCAUGUCAGCUGCCUCGUUGGCCAACGAUUUUCCAACCAUGCGGGCCAUCGGAAUACAGACACAACAGCAAGCAAUCGCGUGCCUGAAUAACAGUGUCCAAAAGAGUUCCACUCAGACAAAAGACGAUGAGUACUUCCUAGCACUACUCAUGAUUGGAUCCACCACUGGGUGGCACGAUGCUUCAGAUUUGGGACUUCCAUAUCUGAGAGCGGCCCAAGACCAUCUUCUGAGACAAGAACGCCAGUGCAAGAAUGCAAACUCUGCCCUCGCAAAACAACAUCCACUUUUCAAACAGUGUCUCCUUUGGUGGAGCUUACUAGCUGCCUUUGUGGCAGAGGAGUCGUCUAUUCUGGAGGUGGAAAGCUCUAUAGAAAACAGCGACACGGAUCUUUCAGUCUAUCUUGUCGAUGGGCAGAUCUUACCGCAUCCGUGGACAGGGUCUCUGAGAUACUCAUUGAGUCUCUUCUAUCGAACUGCAAGAGUAAUCCGAGCCGCAAGAACCUCCCACCGCCGAAGGCCAGAGGCUUUGAAUCCCACCUUGAUUGACUUGAGCUCCAUGGCGGAAGAAUUCGAUCUCAGACAGAAAGCCGAACAGCUCGAGGACAGAAUUCUCUUCACUGGCUUCUCAUUCUAUUGUGGGCCUGUCGAUAUCGGUGAUUCAAACACGCCGCCGUCGCAUUUUCUUACGUUGGCCGAGGCAUAUCGCUGUACGGCACUAUUACAAAUUUACCAUGUUUUCCCGGAAAUCCUUGAAGAACGACUACGAAGUAAUCAAACUGCGGAUGGCGAAAGUCCUAUCCCGGCCCUUUUUUUGUUGUUGUUCCCAAUAGCCGCCGAAUGGUCAUCGUGCUCGGUGGAAGACACACGACACACCCUGGCACUGCACAUUGUAUCCCUCUUGGAGCAGCUUCCUUCAACGUCUGGAACGAAGGUUAUGCAGCCCAUAGUUCUAGCAUGCAUAUCUAGCGAUCUUGUUUUCUCGUCUGGGUCUGUGCUUGGCGCCACGGAAAAUUCGAUUCCCAGUCUGAAUACGCUGGAUGUUGAAAUUGCCCAGGCCAGACGAAAGGUUAAGAUGCGGUUGUCUGAACUUAUUUUAAUCCUACCAAAGCUGCCAAUGCAACGUAUUUUUAACGUUGUGUAUGAGACUUGGGAUCGUGCGGACUCCGGUUUAGAAGAGUUCUGGCUGGAUGUUAUGCUGGAUUUGAAUUUGGAAACAAUUAUGGGAUAG
Messenger RNA from Penicillium samsonianum, 1887 nucleotides. Its product is annotated as Zn(II)2Cys6 transcription factor. Bases 1 to 1887 code for a protein of 628 amino acids. Gene Ontology annotation, molecular function: transcription cis-regulatory region binding; zinc ion binding; DNA-binding transcription factor activity, RNA polymerase II-specific. The transcript has 2 exons. Gene Ontology annotation, biological process: positive regulation of transcription by RNA polymerase II. The record is from RefSeq and is a predicted model, not a curated record. NCBI's taxonomy places the organism in Eukaryota, Fungi, Ascomycota, Eurotiomycetes, Eurotiales, Aspergillaceae. Gene Ontology annotation, cellular component: nucleus.